AUGACAUCUCUAGAAAAAGCUGAUGAUGGCUCCUCCCCCAUCCGAGGCCCUGGAGAUGGGAUGGAAACAGAGCAGAGAGCUGGGGGGCUGGAAGGAGCCCCUGGAGGCAGCGCCACCCCCCGCCACGUGCCCCCCAGCCCCCCUCAGAAGCCAGUCCCUGCCCUGAGCCCUGGGGUGCUGCAACUGGGUAAAGUCCCUGCUGAGAAAUCCCUGGAGAUUGAAGCCAUUCGUAUACUAGUCCCCAAAGCAGCCAUCACCCAUGUGGUCCCAGCCAAAACUAGCAAGGUGGCUAAAUCACUGGGGCUUAAAGGAGACACCUUGCAGCAGUCAGAUGGAGCCACAGACCCCAAGAAAGAGCAGCUGGAGCUGAAAAAUGCCAUCCAAAAGCUGAAGAACUCAGAGAAGAGGCUGCUGCAGGAUAAAGAAGGGCUCUCAAUGUUGCUGCGUGUGCAGACAGAGGUGAAUCGGGAGCUGAAGAAGCUGCUGGUGGCCUCUGUUGGGGAUGAUCUCCAGUAUCACUUCGAGCGCACGGCUCGGGAGAAGAACCAGCUCCUCCUGGAGAAUGAAGCCCUGGGCAGGAAUCUGUCUCAGCUCUCAGAGCAGUUGGAGAGGAUGUCCAUACAGUGUGAUGUGUGGAGAAGCAAAUUCCUGGCAAGCAGGGUUAUGGCUGAUGAGCUGAGCACCACCAGAGCCCUCCUGCAACGACAGAGCAGGGAUGCCCAGAGUGCCCUCCAGGACCUGCUGAGUGAGCGUGACCAGUUCCGGCAGGAGAUGAUUCACACCCACAAGCUGCUGGAGGAGUUGAUGGUUUCUCUUCAGUGGGGGAGACAACAGACAUACUAUCCUAGUGCCCAACCUUACACUACAACAGAGCUGGCAGCUGUGAAUUGUAAGCUAGCCAAAGCUGUGAGCUCACAUCUCCUUGGAAACACCAGCACUAACAGUCCAAAAAACACCUCAACGGCCGUGGAGUUCUGCAAUACCCCUGCUGAGAAAAUGGCUGAAAAGGUGCUACGUGCACUGGAUCCAGCUGCAUGUACAGAAACCUCACCAGAAGUUUCUUUUUCUGAGACCUCUCCACCCUCCUUCCUUUCCACAAAGAAGCACAUUGGAAGGUUUCACCCAUACACCAGAUAUGAAGAUGUAACUUUUAAUUGCUGCCAUCACUGCCAAGGGGAGCUGAUAGCCCUUUGA
This is a messenger RNA of Merops nubicus (carmine bee-eater), 1194 nucleotides long. It is a transcript of the gene BLZF1, whose product is annotated as basic leucine zipper nuclear factor 1. The transcript has 6 exons. The coding region runs from base 1 to 1194 and encodes 397 amino acids. Gene Ontology annotation, biological process: Golgi to plasma membrane protein transport; Golgi organization. Gene Ontology annotation, cellular component: Golgi membrane. NCBI's taxonomy places the organism in Eukaryota, Metazoa, Chordata, Aves, Coraciiformes, Meropidae. The record is from RefSeq and is a predicted model, not a curated record.